Molecule: messenger RNA, 3457 nt
Organism: Heterocephalus glaber (naked mole-rat)
Lineage: Eukaryota; Metazoa; Chordata; Mammalia; Rodentia; Bathyergidae
Gene: Mau2
Product: MAU2 sister chromatid cohesion factor
Biological process (GO): mitotic sister chromatid cohesion
Molecular function (GO): protein binding
Source: RefSeq, a predicted model, not a curated record
CCUGCUUCCGCCUCGCUGUGGAGGCGGCUUGUUGUUGUGAAGGCCAAAAUGGCGGCUCAAGCGGCGGCAGCGGCCCAGGCUGCUGCGGCCCAGGCAGCACAGGCCGAGGCGGCCGAGUCGUGGUACCUGGCACUUCUGGGCUUCGCCGAGCACUUCCGCACUUCAAGUCCGCCCAAGAUCCGCCUGUGUGUGCACUGCCUGCAGGCCGUGUUCCCCUUCAAGCCGCCGCAGCGCAUCGAGGCCCGCACGCACCUGCAGCUCGGCUCGGUGCUCUACCACCACACCAAGAACAGCGAGCAGGCGCGCAGCCACCUGGAGAAGGCUUGGUUGAUAUCACAGCAAAUCCCACAGUUUGAAGAUGUUAAGUUCGAAGCGGCUAGUCUGUUGUCUGAACUGUACUGUCAAGAGAAUUCCGUGGAUGCAGCAAAGCCACUGUUGAGGAAGGCGAUCCAGAUCUCACAGCAGACCCCGUACUGGCACUGCCGCCUGCUCUUCCAGCUCGCUCAACUACACACGCUUGAGAAGGACCUGGUGUCGGCCUGCGACCUCCUGGGCGUGGGGGCCGAGUAUGCCCGGGUGGUGGGGUCUGAGUACACACGGGCGCUGUUCCUGCUCAGCAAGGGCAUGCUUCUGUUGAUGGAGCGCAAGCUGCAGGAGGUGCACCCACUGUUGACACUGUGUGGGCAGAUCGUGGAGAACUGGCAGGGGAACCCCAUCCAGAAGGAGUCGCUGCGUGUCUUUUUCCUGGUGCUCCAGGUCACCCACUACCUGGAUGCUGGCCAGGUGAAGAGUGUGAAGCCCUGCCUGAAGCAGCUGCAGCAGUGCAUCCAGACCAUCUCCACACUACAUGACGACGAGAUCCUGCCCAGCAACCCCGCCGACCUCUUCCACUGGCUGCCCAAGGAGCACAUGUGCGUGCUCGUCUACCUGGUGACCGUGAUGCACUCCAUGCAGGCCGGCUACCUGGAGAAGGCACAGAAGUACACGGACAAGGCCCUCAUGCAGCUAGAGAAGCUCAAGAUGCUGGACUGCAGCCCCAUCCUGUCAUCCUUCCAAGUUAUCCUGCUGGAGCACAUCAUCAUGUGCCGCCUUGUCACAGGCCACAAGGCCACUGCACUGCAGGAGAUCUCCCAGGUCUGCCAGCUGUGCCAGCAGUCACCCCGGCUCUUCUCCAACCAUGCUGCACAGCUGCACACGCUGCUGGGUCUGUACUGCGUCUCUGUCAACUGCAUGGACAAUGCGGAAGCCCAGUUUACCACAGCCCUGCGGCUCACCAACCAUCAGGAGCUGUGGGCCUUCAUCGUGACCAACCUGGCGAGUGUGUAUAUCCGGGAAGGAAAUAGGCACCAAGAGGUACUGUACAGCCUGUUGGAGCGCAUAAACCCAGACCAUAGCUUCCCCGUCAGCUCACACUGCCUGCGUGCAGCCGCCUUCUACGUGCGUGGCCUCUUCUCCUUUUUCCAGGGCCGCUACAACGAGGCCAAGCGGUUCCUCCGGGAGACGCUGAAGAUGUCCAACGCGGAGGACCUGAACCGCCUCACCGCCUGCUCCCUCGUGCUCCUGGGCCACAUCUUCUAUGUGCUGGGCAACCACAGGGAGAGUAACAACAUGGUGGUGCCUGCCAUGCAGCUGGCCAGCAAGAUCCCGGACAUGUCAGUGCAGCUCUGGUCGUCAGCUCUGCUGAGAGACCUGAACAAGGCCUGUGGCAACGCCAUCGACGCCCACGAGGCUGCCCAGAUGCACCAAAACUUCUCGCAGCAGCUGCUCCAGGACCACAUCGAGGCCUGCAGCCUCCCGGAGCACAACCUCAUCACGUGGACAGACGGCCCGCCCCCUGUGCAGUUCCAGGCGCAGAACGGGCCCAACACCAGCCUGGCCAGCCUGCUGUGAGCCGAGUCUGGAUCUGCCAAUGUGCUUCCGUGGGUGGUCCCCGGGCUUUGUCCCUGACGUCUUCGGCUUCUGAGUCCUGGCGUCAGAACAGCUCCUGUCCUCACAAAGGGCACAGCCCAGUCCCACCUCACACCAGGACCUGGCACCGAGGCCGCAGGUGGAGCACGGGGCCACAUCCAGAGCCACCCCCUAGAGGACUGCUGUGGCCCACCUAGGCUGCGUCAUGCCGCGGGGGCCUGGCCAGCCCCUGGCCUAUGUGCCUGCACCUGACAGUGUCUCCUGCUUGCCCAAGGCAGUGGCCCACAUGUGGCACAGGGCACAGCCUCAGCUCCUCUAGCUCGCCUCUCUCCAGCGUCAGACGUAGGACUGCAGCUUCCAGAUGCCUUCCCUUGACUGGAGUCACCACCCCGCCAUGGGGCGUAUGUUCGUGUGUGUGUGUGGCACAGAUUCGGGGAGCAAGGCCAAGAGCUGCAUGGGUGUUGGCCCUGCAGAGGCCAGGCGCAGGGAGAGGAGGGCCUGCCCACCCUUGAGACCCUGGCCCACAGCGAAGGCUGUGCCACAGCCACAGCCACCUCAGGAGUGAGAUGAUGCCACCUGCCACUUCUCUGGGGACAGCACCGCCACCUGACACUUCUGAGCCACCCCAGACAGCAGCACUCAGGUUGGGCUCAUCCGGGACUCACUGGGAGGUGCUGCAGUGCGGAGCUGGCGCUGGAGGUAUCAGCUGCCGGCCAGGUCAGAGCAGCAGGCCUAGCGUGUCCUGUUCCCUAGCGCAGCCCUGCAGAGUGCCCCCAGUGUGUGAGGAGCCUGGGUCCCCUCAUCUCCGUGAGCCCUCCUGCCCACCCUGACCCUCCAGACCCGCACCCCAGGAUCACGGUGGCCACCGUGUCUGUCCGGCCUAUUUAUUUAACCCUCUCCGCUUCCAGCAUAUUCGUGUGUAGAGUGGGAGUAAGAACCUCAGCAAGAACCUCAAACAUAACACCCAUCUCCGUGCUAAUGUGCUUCUAGCUCUACCCCGUCAUGUCUGUGUGCAGUUAUGGAUGAGAUCUCAUGUUUACAAGUAUAAAAUCCAGAGCUCCAUAUUUACUACUCCCCUCCCGUCACAGCAGCCAAAUCGCAUGAGUGAGUGCGUUUGCGUCCAUGUGCAGCUUCCCCCGCCUGCCCUCUACCACACGCUCCUGUCACACGCCGGGUGUGGGACACCCCCUUCCUGCAGCCGGCGCCCCAGCUCCUUCCCAGCCAGUGCCAGCAAAGAGGAGAUUGUGGUCACCGCCCUGCCUGGGCCAGGCGGGGAACAGGGCACCCGGCUGCCCUGCGCUGAGGCUGAGCCCCGGAUGGCGAGUGCAGGCAGGAGGUGGGCCGUCGGGUCAGUGUCCACGAGUCAGCACGGAGCCUUUUAAUGGUUUGUACUGUUUUAUUAGUGGCCUGUAAUUUUCCAGCUGGUGCUUUUAAUCAGGAAUGAAUUGUAAAUACGAAACCUAUUUCAGAGAUAACCGUAGAAGUAGCUUCCUGUUUGUGGUUGUCUUUUCCUAUAUAUUCUAAGUAAAGUAAUAGACAGGAGCCGGCA